Candoia aspera is the source of this 1340-nucleotide messenger RNA. RefSeq names its product syndecan binding protein 2 (gene SDCBP2). Gene Ontology annotation, cellular component: plasma membrane; cytoplasm. The transcript has 8 exons. Lineage: Eukaryota; Metazoa; Chordata; Lepidosauria; Squamata; Candoiidae. The coding region runs from base 1 to 891 and encodes 296 amino acids. The record is from RefSeq and is a predicted model, not a curated record. Gene Ontology annotation, molecular function: protein binding.
AUGUCGACCUUGUAUCCAUCGCUGGAAGAUAUGAAGGUGCACCGGAUCCUGACGGUGAGGGCUUUUUCUGCUCCCAGCCCCCCAACAGCCCCUUCCCCAUUGUCCAGCUGUCCUCCUUUUCCUUUUCCAGCAGUUUUGUACCCAAAUCUCGCUGAUCUCAAUGAUUACAUGGGCCUCUCUCUUUCCAGCGAGGAGAUCCAGAAGAACCUGGGUCUUGUCCCGACAGGCAAUAUGGCCGUGGCUCCAUCUUCCUCGGCUCAAGGCCUGUUGGUGGCUCCAGUGACAGGAAGCGACGUAGGGAUGCGCCGAGCAGAGAUCAAACCAGGCUUGCGUGAGAUCCAUCUGUGCAAGGAUGAGCGUGGGAAGACAGGACUGAAGCUGAGAAGCAUUGAUAAGGGGCUGUUUGUGCAGCUGGUCAAAGUCAACUCUCCAGCCGCUCUGGCGGGGCUGCGUUUUGGCGAUCAGAUCCUACAGAUCAACGGGAAGGACUGCGCUGGGUGGAACAUGGACAAGGCAAAGCGGGUGCUGAAGAAGGCCUCGCCGGAGAAGAUUGUUAUGGUGGUUCGUGACAGGCCUUUCCAGCGAACGGUGACCAUGCACAAGGACAGCACCGGCCACGUGGGUUUCGUCAUUAAGAAGGGGCGGAUCACCUCACUGGUCAGGGACAGCUCUGCAGCCCAGAAUGGGCUCCUCAUCAACCAUUACAUCUGUGAAGUGAACGGACAGAACAUCAUUGGCCUGAAGGACAAGGAGAUCACGGACAUCCUCGUGAACGCUGGCAAGAUCAUCACCCUCACCAUCGUCCCUGCGGUGAUCUACGAGCAUAUGAUUAAAAAGCUUUCAAGUGGACUAGUGAAAUCUUCCAUGGAUCAUUCGGUCCCUGAUAUUUAAAGGUUUUUCACUCCCUCCACCUUUCUUCUGGCACGAGAUGCACCAUGGACUGCCCUGGAAUUUCCUGGAAUUAUUCCUGGACUUCUUGUCUUCCGAGUCGCUUCAGGAGAGGAGAAAAUGGACAAAUACAUUCCUUCAAUCUUUUGUGGGGGUCUUCAAGGACGCUAGAUUUCCAGAUACGCAGGGGGAGGCAAGGCUGACAUACAUUUGAGCUUUAUAGGCCUAUGUAAUUAUCUUUUCGUUAACUUGUGGCCCCCAGACAAAGUUUUUAAAUCUUGCAAGUGUGGCUAUUGCUCCUGGAGAAGGAACGGAAGCUGCCAAUUCUCAUCUUUACAGCCCAGAUGUGAUUUCGAGAAAGUUCAAUUGCUUCUGGUGGCUACUGCUGGAACAGCCCAGGAUGGCCUUAGCCAUGCGUGUAUUUUUUUAAUAAACCCACAGACACUCAGCCA